This is a messenger RNA of Botrytis byssoidea, 1794 nucleotides long. RefSeq lists its product as uncharacterized. Gene Ontology annotation, biological process: regulation of mRNA splicing, via spliceosome. The transcript has 6 exons. Gene Ontology annotation, molecular function: mRNA binding; zinc ion binding. The coding region runs from base 1 to 1794 and encodes 597 amino acids. Gene Ontology annotation, cellular component: nucleus. Lineage: Eukaryota; Fungi; Ascomycota; Leotiomycetes; Helotiales; Sclerotiniaceae. The record is from RefSeq and is a predicted model, not a curated record.
AUGGCGUGGAGACAACAAGGAAGCACUGGAUCGAAUAACAUUCCUUUGGGAAAUCGACGACGUUUUCCUGGCGAUGGCGGAUCUGCUCAAGAGGAAAGCUAUAGCCCAGCUCCAUCUUCCAAUAAUUAUUCUUCCAAUAAUCAACAAGAUUCAGGUAUCAAGCGUGGAAGAAGUCCAACUGUGAAGUCCGAAGAACCUGCAGGCGAUGGAUCUCGACGUCGCAAGAAGAGAAAUCGUUGGGGUGAUGCUACCGAGAAUAAGGCUGCAGGCCUUAUGGGACUUCCAACUGCAAUCAUGGCGAAUAUGACAAGUGAACAACUUGAAGCUUAUACCUUACAUUUCCGUAUCGACGAAAUUACACAAAAAUUGAGAAUCGAUGAUGUUGUUCCAGCGGAUGGCGACAGAUCUCCUUCGCCCGCCCCUCAAUACGAUAACUUCGGUCGCCGUGUCAACACUCGAGAAUACAGAUACAGAAAGAGGCUCGAAGAUGAGCGACACAAAUUGAUUGAUAAGGCUAUGAAAGUUAUUCCUAACUAUCAUCCACCACAAGACUAUCGCCGUCCUACUAAGACUCAAGAGAAAGUCUAUGUGCCAGUCAAUGACUACCCAGAAAUUAACUUCAUUGGUUUACUUAUCGGUCCUCGUGGCAAUACAUUAAAGAAAAUGGAGACAGAAUCUCAAGCUAAAAUUGCUAUCCGUGGAAAAGGAUCCGUCAAGGAAGGAAAGGGCCGUUCCGAUGCAGCCCACACCAGCAACCAGGAGGAGGAUCUUCAUUGUUUGAUCAUGGCAGAUACCGAAGAGAAGGUCGAAAAGGCAAAGAAAUUGAUUCACAACAUCAUUGAAACUGCCGCUUCUAUUCCAGAAGGUCAAAACGAGCUUAAGCGUAAUCAACUCCGUGAACUCGCUGCUCUCAACGGUACACUUCGUGAUGAUGAGAACCAAGCUUGUCAAAACUGUGGUGAAAUUGGCCACAGAAAAUACGAUUGUCCUCAACAACGCAACUUCACUGCCAACAUUAUCUGUCGCGUUUGUGGUAAUGCUGGACAUAUGGCUAGAGAUUGUCCAGAUAGACCUCGUGGUGCCAAUUGGCGUAAUGAUGGCCCUGCAGGUCCAAAUGCUGUACCAGGUCAAGGACGUAUCGGCGCAGGCGAUGCUGUUGACCGCGAAUACGAGCAACUUAUGCAAGAACUUUCUGGUGGUGCCCCAGCUGCUACAGAUGCUCCUCGUCGUAUCGAAUCUGGUCCAUCAGGUUAUGACCAAGGUCCACCAAAGGAUCAAGAAGAUGUCAAACCAUGGCAACGAGGUCCAUCAAAUGCUCCUGCUCCAUGGCAAAGAGGAAAUGAUGGACGUGAUAACCGCGAUCCUCGUGAUUCUCGCGACUCUGCGCCUUCUGGUCCUGCUCCAUGGGCCAGACGAGGUGAUGACAGAGAUAGAGGGGGCUACCAAAAUGGUGGAUACAAUGCUCCACCAUCUGCUCCUUGGGCAAAGCAAUCGCAAGCACCAGCUGCACCAACUGGUCCUGCUGCUUAUCCUGGUCAAAAUGGUUAUGCCCCUGGAUAUGGUAGCUAUCCUACUCAACCACCACCAAUGGGUGCUCCUCCUGGUCUCAGCAGUAUUCCAGGACCCCCAGGCCUUAGCACUGCUAGCAUCAAUGCUCUCCUUCAACAAUAUGCCAAUGCUCCUCCUCCACCUCCUCCAUCAAAUUCUGCCCCUCCACCACCUCCACCUGGAAGUGCUCCUCCUCCACCACCACCAAGCGAUCAACCACCACCACCACCUCCUCCAGGAAACUAA